Molecule: messenger RNA, 1143 nt
Organism: Laetiporus sulphureus 93-53
Lineage: Eukaryota; Fungi; Basidiomycota; Agaricomycetes; Polyporales; Laetiporaceae
Product: GMC oxidoreductase
Exons: 12
Coding region: 1-1143 (380 amino acids)
Molecular function (GO): oxidoreductase activity, acting on CH-OH group of donors; flavin adenine dinucleotide binding
Source: RefSeq, a predicted model, not a curated record
AUGGCCCUUCGCGUUCUCUCCCUCGCUACAAGUGACAGUGCUAUCAACCAUCCGAUUGUGCAAGACACAGUGCGGAGGCAAGUGUCAUCUGUCUGCGAAAGCCCACAAUCUCUGAUUGUCAUGUUGGAUUAUACCUCUUCAAAUGCAUCUUCAAAUGCAGAGGACCCCAGGAUUAAAGGGCCGUUUUUCCGACGUCGCAACGUGUCAAUGUGGACAGAUGGCACCGUGCAGGAUGUGAUCUGUGUUGCAAGGGAAGUGAUAAUCGAAGAUCAUUGGGUGAACUGCAACAAACACCAAGUCAGUGUGCCCGCCGAUCUUUCCUACGCCACGACAUUAGACAUCCAGCUCAUGGUCAAGGUGCUCUCGAUCAUCGUGCUUCUGCUCGAGAUGUCACCCAAUGUCACACUCACCGAAGUCAAGGUGGCACUGCUCAAGUUCAUUCAUAACAUAGCGGCAAAGGAAGUCGAUCAAUAUCCUUCUGGACUCAGGGUGCAGUAUGAGAUGCAGCUGGAGCUCAUGAAGGAUGCCUAUGUGCCGCUGUGGAUCCCAGAUAGUAAGCUAUCUGCAUAUGCUGAUCGGGGUAACGAGGCUGAACCACACAUGUUUAGCUUUUCACAAACUCGCCUUUCACUGUUUCCUGUUGUCAGCCAUCCAAUCUCUUGUGGAACAAUCCACAUUAACUCGGCUGAUCCAAAGAUGAAUCCGACCAUCCGAGUCGAUCCCCGUUACUAUUACGAGCAAGAAGCUGACCUCGAGAUUAUCCUGGAUUCAUUUAAGUACGUUCGAAAGAUUGCACACACAGAACCGUUCAAGGACAUUGUGAUCGCGGAAAUGAUGCAAGAAUCCAACAUUGCACAUGAUGGACAGCUCCGUGAUGGAUCUCACUUGAAGGUCACUGUGCAAGCACUUCUGGACGGCCUGGCAUAUGUCAAUUGCGAAAGCUGCUGUAUGAUUGGGAGCCUGUGUAUGCUACUGAAGGAAAAAGACAGAAUUGUCGACCCAUCAUUGAAAGUAUACGGAAUGAAGUGUCAUCGAUCAGAAUGUGUGUCGUCGAUGUUUCGAUCAGGAGUCCCACUAGAGGUAUCGUCUCAUAUGCAAGAUAGGUUGGUCUUCCGCAUCAAGCCCGACAUCAUCAAGAAAUGA